This is a messenger RNA of Dipodomys spectabilis (banner-tailed kangaroo rat), 162 nucleotides long. Its product is annotated as keratin-associated protein 19-9b-like. NCBI's taxonomy places the organism in Eukaryota, Metazoa, Chordata, Mammalia, Rodentia, Heteromyidae. The record is from RefSeq and is a predicted model, not a curated record. The transcript has a single exon. Bases 1 to 162 code for a protein of 53 amino acids.
AUGAGCUACUACUACAGCAACUACUAUGGUGGCCUUGGUGGCUUUGGUGGCCUGGGCUAUGGCUAUGGUUCCAGCUACGGCCUUGGGGGCUAUGGUGGUUAUGGAUAUGGCUACUAUCGCCCCUCUUUCUAUGGCAGAUACUGGUCCUCUGGAUUUUACUGA